Messenger RNA from Eimeria mitis, 1707 nucleotides. RefSeq lists its product as uncharacterized. The coding region runs from base 1 to 1707 and encodes 568 amino acids. Lineage: Eukaryota; Apicomplexa; Conoidasida; Eucoccidiorida; Eimeriidae. Gene Ontology annotation, cellular component: cytoplasm. The transcript is spliced from 6 exons. The record is from RefSeq and is a predicted model, not a curated record.
AUGUGGGAAUCGGCCAUCAGCGCCAGAGAUAUCCUGUUGCAAGCCCAGGGCUCCUCAGGGGCACCCGCAGGGACCUCUGGAGCAUUGGGGCCCCAUAAUAUGUGGGGAGUUGGUGGCGAGGCUGGGGACGCUCUACGGAUUCACCAGCAGCAGCAGUUGCAUGCAGCAGCUGCUGCUUCGCGCUUGGCCUUUCCGCAUAAAGAAGAAGGAGCGGGGACAGCAGUAUGGAUAACCCCGACGCCGGGACACGUAAUUAAGGCGCGAGUCAAAAAUGGCCAGAAACUUUUUCUUAACAUCUGCAGCCACCCACAAAUAGAGCCGUGGCACUACAAGGAAGUCCUCUCUGAAGAGGGGCAGGGGCCCCAGGGAGGGCUUCGAAUCCCGAUGAGUAUAGGCCCUUGUGUACAGACACAUGAUAAGGAAGGCGCUGCUGCUCUUUGUUGCGAUGUCGUCUUCAACAAAGGCAAGGGCUAUGCACAACCAGGGCGUUUGCACCCUUCGGUAGCUCGCAAGCACCAGCUUGACCUGCAAGAGACAGUGUCCUAUCCAAAGGCCUCUUACAAAGGAACACUGCCUCCCCCCAGGCAGCGCAUUAGGGUGACACGCGAAGCCCAUAUUGAGCUACUCGAGGGGGAAGCUGCAACGGAAGAGCGGACGACAUCAGCAAAGCGGGAGGCGGCAAUCGCACCUCCACCACAUCCCACAGGGGGAGGCAGCAGCCUUGCCGAGUACUUGGUGUGGGAGGGGGUCUUCGCCACACCCGCAGACGCAGGGGCAUAUUGCCUCGCUUUUGCAGAAGGCCUGUGGCCCCAACAAGGCCGAAGCAUCCAGGCAAUGGCUGUUAGCUCCCAGCGCGACGCAACUGCUACCACACAACAGGACUCGCCCUGGAUAGCUAGCUGGAUUAACAGCUGCAGCUGCAACAACUGCAGCAGCAGCUGCUGCAGCCGCGACGACAGCUGCAGCUGUGAGCGGCUUAUUCCCGUCGGAGCAGUCGAAACUGCCGCCCUUUCUUGCGGAGUCUCCAGUUCAAACAAACGGCGCGGCCUUAAGAAAGCCUUUCUCGUGACUCCCGAGGCAGCUGCAGCAAGCAGUACCAGCAGCUGCAAACAGCAGCAAGCUGAAGCAUGUAGUGGCAAUGCAGAUAGCCUGGCGUGGGAAUUCAAGUGUACAUACACCCUGAAGAUAAGCGACCUUGAAGUCGUUGUGUUGCCGCUCCGUGGGGCCCUCUGGGGCGUUGAAAGGAAUACCAACGGGCCCCUCAACGGCUGCAGCCUUGCUUUUCCGCUGCGCCUGCAGUCGAGAGCUGCAUUCGCUUUAGUGCGCACGUACAGCUGCUGCGAGAGAGCCAAAGCUUCACUGCAGCAGCUGCAGCAGCAGCAGUGGCUUCCCAAAGGGGAGGCGCAGCUGAUGCCCCCUGAGGGGGGCCAGCCCGCUCUGAAAAGCAAACAAUCUGCAGAUGCAGCCUUUCUGCUGACAAUAUGUUUAUACACGGACGCUGCAGCUGAGGCGGCCCUGGCGCGUAUCUGUCCUGCAGCAGCAGCAGCAGCAGAUGCCGCAGCAAUUGAGGCAGUCGAUGGAGCAGCCGCAGAUGCUGACAAGGAAGAGAUGAGCACGAAGUUACACGUGGAGAUAGACGACAGCUCCUCUUCAGACGACGACUGCUCCAGCGUGAUUCUCGAGAGCAGAACCGAAGAAGGCAGUUAG